AUGAACGAAGUGCAUGCUUUUAUUCAGAACUUUGCUGGGAAUCUUGAAGACUUUCAGCAGAUUAAUGAGUUUAUGAAGUCUUAGACACAUGUCAUGGCUGCAAAUCAAAGUGAUACACUAAGGUUGAUUAAAAACAACACAGAUGCAGCUAAAAAUUCACUUAUUCAACUUUGGUUAAUCACUUCUCUUUACCAAAAUAAGAGCGCUCUACACUAAUUCAUUGAUGCUAACGAUCAGAUUGACCUUAUCAAUAAUUACUUUCAAAACUUCGUGCCUCUUUAAGUUACAACUUAGAAUAGGAAACUUUACGAGCUAGCUACUAUUUUUAGUGAACUUUUGAUAUCUGAGAAAAAGGCAAUCUAUGGAAUCAAUACCCUAAAGAAUGUGAUUUUCAAAGUUAGAUAGAAUGAUGAACAAGUCUGUGGAUCCCUUCAUAAGGAGUUUGCUAGGCUCUGCAUCAAAGCUAAAUGCUACCAACACUCACUUAUAGUUAUAGAUCAUCCAGUUAUAUAAUUUAAGAAAAAUACGUCGGCUAUGGAUAUCUUAAAUUAUAUGUAUUACAAGGCCUUGAUUUACACUGCUCUUAAACAGUUCUAGAAUGCUAUUGACUGCUUGAAACUUGUUAUAUCAUUUCCUUGUCAAUUAACUCACAAGAUACAUCUUGAGUCCUACAAGAAACUCAUUCUUUUAAAUCUAUUAGAGAAAGGAUAGAUGCCCGAUAUUCCAAAAUACACAAAUGUCAUGCUAAAGCAUAAUCUUGAGACAUCUUUUGCUUGUUAUAGAAAUCUUGGAAGUUCCUACAUUGGCAAGGAUGACAAGUUAUUUAAUGAAAUCAUUGAAAAUAACUAAGAAGAGUUUUUCAAAGAUAAAAACUAUGGCUUAAUUAAAAAGCUCUAAAAGAAAUACUAAAGAGUCAGAGUUAAGGAGCUCAGCAACACUUAUCUAACAUUGAGAUAUAAUCUUACAGAUAAUAAAGAAAUUGAGGAUACUCUAUUUGAGAUGAUUAAUUAAGAUGAAAGUCAGGCAAAGAUUGAUUCAUAAAAAGAAAUGAUAUCCUUUAUAGAUUCCACCUCAAUGACUAGCGCAAGUUAAUAAGAUGAUGCUAAGGAGGCUGAAUAUUUAACUGUGAUUGAAGAAUUAGAGAAUCAGAAUCAGAGAAUCAUUAAAUUAAUGAGCAAUGUUCAAGGACUUGACAAGGGGCUUCAGCUUACUAAAUAGUUCUUAUAGAGAAACUUAAAUGAUAGAGGUGGUAAUUCUGCAAGAGACGAUUCAGGAGGAGAUAUGAUGAUGUGA
Molecule: messenger RNA, 1293 nt
Organism: Stylonychia lemnae
Lineage: Eukaryota; Ciliophora; Spirotrichea; Sporadotrichida; Oxytrichidae
Source: the annotation of a GenBank genome assembly